Messenger RNA from Toxorhynchites rutilus septentrionalis, 3296 nucleotides. RefSeq lists its product as uncharacterized. Lineage: Eukaryota; Metazoa; Arthropoda; Insecta; Diptera; Culicidae. The record is from RefSeq and is a predicted model, not a curated record. The transcript has 6 exons. The coding region runs from base 2349 to 3296 and encodes 315 amino acids.
GUGGCACUCCAUAACAAUUCAUUACAAUGAAUAAAAUAAUUUGUUCUAUGAGACUACCCACAAUCCAAUCGACGAAAAACUCAUCGACCUAACAAUGGCCGUAACGCUCUUUGUUGGUCGAAAAUAAGGAACAAUUUAUGAAACGAAACGGCAUGUUUUUCUUCAACGAUGAACUGUCAUUUCAUACAAAACAACAGAUCAUACAACUGGGAAUCUUCAGCAAAACAAUCCUUGAAAGGAUUUACAAGACAGCUAUUAUAUACAAGUGGAAACGCACACUCAAAUAAAAGGAAACAACUCGGUGCUACUAAUUCUGUUGGAAAAAUAAAUUGGUAAUCUCCAGCAUAACAAGGCGUCAGAGAUUAGAAGGACAGUCAUGACGUCCUCAUCAUCAAUAUUCAGAAAAAGUCGUAAAGAACUGGAACAACGUUACAAAUGGUCAGGUAUCACGCAAACGACAACACUAAGCAGAGGUACUAGUUUAAGUGGCAUACCCCCGAGUCUAGGUUCAAUGACUGAAACAGGUAAUGAAAUAUGUCCUUUAUUUACUGAUACUUGUGAAAACCAAAACGUCGGAGGGAGUGGAGAAUCGGCAGAAGGAAUGCAACUUGAGACAGAUAACGAGAGUUCAAGCGAAAGCGAACCAGAUGUGCCUAGUGUGGGCGAGAAAAUUGUAUCCUGGCACAUAAAGUACAACGUUUCCGAGACUGCUACCAAUGAUCUACUUCAAUGGUUUAGUCAGCAUCACUUUCCAGAUCUACCCAAACGUAUAAGUACUUUAAAAAAAAGUGCUAAGCUACAAAAUAUAGAGAUUUGUCGCAUGGGCGAUGGAUAUUACUGUUAUUUUGGAAUCAAAAAAAUGAUCGAACACAUAUUAUUGAAAAAUGAAAAAAAUGCCCUCGACAAACGCUAUGAAAUCCAGUUUGGAAUUGAUGGAGUGCCUCUGGCCAAAAGUUCGCGUAGUAGUUUUUGGCCAAUCAUGGUGAAAAUGAACAAAUUUCCGGAUGUUUUGCCGGUGGCGGUUUAUCAUGGGCCUGGAAAACCAUCAAAUGUUCAUGAAUACAUGCAAGACUUUGUGUUGGAGCUUCAAAAUUUGAUUGCAAAUGGAAUGGAAUUUAACAAUACUCAAUUGGAACUGUCUGUAAGUGCUUUUAUAAUAGAUGCCCAAGCGAAAGCUUUUGUUCUGGAUAUAAAGGUAAAACACAGGAAGUGGGUUAUAUCUAUGGUAUAACCGCAAGGGUGACGUAGGACUAUCGUUGAUUUAGAGAUCAUUUGUUUGAAGUUGAAUCUAAAUCCAUUCUGAAUGAAUGAAUAAAUGAAUAUUUGGGGAACUUCGUAAACAAGAGCGUUACGUUGAAGGCACAAGGUUUCAUGCAUCCAAUAUAGGAUACGAAAAACCUUGUUCUGAAGAAUAAUCUUCAGAAGCUUUCCUGCUAACUGUACUUGAUUGACAAAUCACAAACCCAAAUGUAUUAUAUGGAUAUUUUAUGGAUAGAAAACAUUAAAAUAAACUCUUUCGCUUGAAUGUAAUUUUCAAUUCCAAGGGGAACUGGCAGAUUAUUUUCCAGAAAUGAUUAGAUCUUUCCGGAACUUUCGCGAUGCUGAAUGGAAAGCCAAACGGAAAGAAUUCCGCGCGUGUAUGUGUGUGUAGCGAUGUCUUCCCGGGGAACCGUUUGUGGCAUCACUCUCCUCCUGAUGGAUUCCCUUCUGGCCUAGGGUGCACAAACAGGUGACACCGUUCAUCCGCGCUUUCAUGAUAAACGAAGAGCUUCACCACAAAAGCGACAACAUGCUCCCAUCGCUGUUCAAUUAGAACUGAGUGGAUUUCCGAGCGGCGCUCGCUUAUAUACCGAUUGGUGAUUUCAAUAGCUUGUUUUGAAAGCAAUUUUAAGACUAUUGAAACAAGUUUUUGGAUCAAAAAGUAACAAGUAUAGAACGCGUAGACAUUUUAUCUUUCGAAUGAAAUGUUUAUCAUACCAUUUCGUUCAGUUGUUUAAGAGCUAUUAACGCUCAAAAUCUCGGUCUCCGGCGUAACGCUUUCGUUUUCGAAACUUUGAUUUUACACCCCGGUAUAGAAAUGAAAGACGUAGUCCUACGUUAAAACAUCUCCGUAAUAUUUCGAUUAAACUCAAUGUUUAUAGGCAGCUAACGGUUUGUACGGAUGUCCGAAAUGCACAACCAAGGGCUAUAGUGUUGGACACCGAACUGUGUUCCCAAAUAUCGGUUGGACCUCUAGAACGGAUGAAUCAUUCAAGAACCUUUUUGACGAACAUCAUGCGAACACCAAUAGACUCCCGCCACUCGCUGAAAUAAACAUUGGAUGCGUUUCAAAGAUUCCUAUCGAUUACAUGCAUAACAUAUGCCUGGGCGUUGUUAAGACGCUUCUAAAUUAUUGGAUAAAUACGGUGAAUAAACCCUAUUCACUGACCAACGCGCAGAAAAUGGAAAUAGACUACAGAAUCAACGCUGUAAAAUAUCAGAUAUGUUCAGAAUUCGUCAGAAGACCGAGACCAUUAAAGGAAUUUAAGUACUACAAAGCAUCCGAAUAUCGUUUUAUCUUGUUAUAUCUUGGUCCUUUUAUUUUUUUAAAUGUGGUCGAUAAGCGGUUUUUCGACCAUUUUUUGAAACUACAUGCAGCGAUAGGAAUUUUAUGCCAUCCUGUUCUCCAUAAAACCAAGAAUGAUAUCGCCAAAAAUCUACUACAUGCUUUUGGGCAUGAGUUCCAAAUGCUGUAUGGAGAGCAAUUUUUCGUAUACAAUUUUCACCUAGCUACCCACUUAGCUGAUGAUGCAGUAAUACAUGGAAAUCUUGAUGCAUUCUCAGCAUUCCCAUUUGAAAACUAUUUACGGAUAUUGCUUACAUAUAUAAGGAAAGCUCCGUUUCCACUUCACCAACUGAAAAACCGUCUUGGUGAAAAAAUGAAAUAUUAUACAUACAGUAAAAAAAAAAUAUUUCGACAGAAACACGGGUCAUAUUGUGCCAUUACCACCAAACAAGAUGUUCUGAUAACAACUGAGCCAAACGAUAAUUUCGUCUAUCACAAUGGAUAUAUAUACCAAGCAAAAAACAUAAGAAAACACGGAGACAUAUUCAUGCUGGAAUGCAAUUUGGUAGUGAAUAUCGUUUCUCUUUUUGUUGAUCCAGUGACCUCCAAAUCCAUCGGUGUUUAUUGCUGCGAUAAAAUUUCACUACGGCCUAGUACAGUGCAAAUCAAUGCUGAUAAUUGUACGAAAGUAUUGCACAUAAAAUUAGACGUAAUAACUGGAUUAAUCGUUAUUAUGCAUAAGAAUCACUGA